GGUUGCAAGUUAAGAUAAUGUCAAUUAAUAGAUGUGAUUUCAUAUUUGCGAUGCAAAAACAACUUUAGUUUUUAAAAAUAUUGAUAUACCAAAUUGCGAAAAAAAAUCCAUUGUUUGAAGAAUAUUUUUGACUAAGGAUUUAAAAUUGUGUGGUUCGCAGAAAAUAUGGCAAGUAGAAUUAAAUUUUUGAUUUUUACUAUUUUCACGCGAAAAAAAAUUAUUUUUAAACUUCUUAAAAUUAUGAACAUUCUCGAAUCGGGAAACAUUCAGAUCGCAUAUGCGAUACAAUAAAAUUUAUAUCGUUGUGUCACUUUAUCUAAACAUACAUUUUGUUAAAGCUCUUCUCUCUUGAUUGAUUAGUUUGACUUUUUCUGUUCUGACAUGUUCUAACUUGUCUCAAGCUCACGAGAUUCAAUUGGCUGCUCUUUCUUAUCAUCACUCAGAGUGGUGGAAGUAUAAUUCAUGUUUCGCUCUCUGGCCAUCAGAGAUAUUUUGAAGAUCAUCCUUUUGUCUUAGACAUAAGAAAAUUCCCCAAAACUUGGCUGAAUUAUGUCAAUAUUAUUCGAAUUUCACAUUUAAAACGCGAGUCAAACUAUUUGAAUACUAAUAGAUAUAGUGGCCAUAAGAGAGAAAUAGACAUGAAAGUGUUUUUCAUGGUUGAGAACUGUACAUAAUGCAAAUUUUGGAUACAGUCUAAUUAUAUCCAGUGGUUAUUUUUUUACAUAUUUGUUUGUACCGAUGCACGUCUAGUUUUCAAUUGAUACUUUGAAUACCAGAAAAUGAUGGAAAAUGCUAAAUAUGUCUUUACAAGAAGUACAUGAUUUUACGAGGAUUAUGCGCCUUUCACAAGGAUUAUGUGCAAUUGAGAUGGAUUAUGUGCUUUUUAUUAAGAAUAAUAAGACAAUUGGAAUAUGUGUCACUCAUAAGGAUUACGUGCAUGAAACAAGAUUGGCAGUUUUUAACUACUUUGUGCUUUUCUAUGAAUUGGAUUAAUACAUUAUCAGCAAUAGUUGUUGGUGCCGUGAAGGUUGCGACUUAUGGAUUAAUGCCAGCUCAUCUUCCUGCCAUGAAGUCUGCGAAGAAAAUAAGCAGGGCUUCAAUAGCAAAAUGGGAUUAUAUUGUGUCCGUGGAUGCAGUAUAGCUAUCAAUUUGUACAUGAAAGCUAUGAAAGAUGAAUUUGGAACUCCUGCUCAACCAUACCUUGUCGCUGAAACCCGCACAAACAGUUCCAUCACGAUUCGUUGGGUGCCGAGUCAGUAUCGUAAUAUCUCAUACCUUGUGCAGUGGCGCAAAGAUGGAUCGCACCAGACCGAUUGGGAAUACUACGAUCCUAUUCAUUUAUUGAAGGAUAACUAUCUCAAUGUUGAAAACUUACAUCCUUAUACAAAGUACAGAUUUCGUGUUGCAUGGAUAUUACUGAAGAAUUAUCCUCCUUUGUUUUCGGAAGAGAGUAUUGUCAUAUCAACAUUACCUUAUGGAGCUCCCUCUACAGCUCCUGUGAUUACGUGCUUAACUGUAGUGAGUCCUAGUCGUGUGUCCUUAAGUUUUGACCCACCUCCAUAUCCCAACGGACCUAUUUUAUCUUAUGUAUUGUACAUAUACGAAUACCCCAGUGGAAACAUUAUGAUUAAGGAUAUUUCUGAUACAUCAGAUGGAUUGCACUACAUGAUAAAUGGUUUGAAAGAAAAUACAACAUAUAAAGUUUUGUUAAGUAUAAGGAAUUCAAUGGGCGAAGGACCCAUGGACGAACGGAAUGUCACAACAUUGUCAAAAGAGACGUCCAGUGAACAUCACCCUCCUGCGUUCCUAAUUUUUGGAACAGAGCGCAGUGUUUUAAAACAAGGAUUACGCAUUCUCGAUGAUGCUCAUGUUUUGUAUAAAGUUCGUAAUGAAUCAGCAUACAUCACAGGUAUUGCUUUAAAUCUUCAGCGAAAUCUAUUUUUCGUCUCUGAUUCUACAGGAAACGUUUAUAUGGUAGAUUUAAGGGGAGCAAACAGAAUAAAAAAGAUCAUUAACUCAAGUCCGAAUCUCCCAACUAAACUCACAUUUGAUUGGCUGAACAAUAAACUAUAUUUAGCUGAGGAAAAACAAAUAUCUCGAUGUGACAUUAAGGGAAUCAAUUGUGAAAUAGCAUUGGCAAAUAUGAAACAUAAAGCUAAAGAUAUGCAUGUGGAUCCAUUAAAUGGAUACUUAUACUUCAUCGCGUCAAAUGGAUCACUGAAUGGCGGCUUAUACAGAGUAGAUUUAGUCCAAUUCGAAAGCGGAUGCGUCGACUUCGACAAAGCUCAACUAAUAGUAAACGACAACUAUUUGUCAGCGUUCGCAGUAGACCAUAAAAACUUUCGCCUCAUCCUACCAUCUUCUUCUAACAACACUGUUGUUUCAAUCGCUCUCGACGGCAACGAUGUGACAGACAUUCGUGAGAAUUCACAGACACCUCAGUACAGAAAUGUCAAAAGCAUAGCCAUCCAUCACGACUUGCUUUACUGGACAACAGGAAAUGAUUUGUUUGGAGAAGAAUACCACAAGAUGGAAGAUAAAUAUUAUCAAAAUGUGUAUUUUGUUGGAAACGGUCCCUUCUCAGCUUUGAAUGUUUACCAUCCAGAUUAUCAGCCUUAUCCCGUCCCCCUCAACCCAGUUGAGUCUGUUGAAAGUUUGUUUGGGAGCAAUACUGCGAAAAUCAAAUGGAUUAGUCCAAGAUUAUUGAGUGGUCAAGGCAAAGGAUCGUGGAGGAAAUGGUCUUACGAAGUUUCACUAACAGAUACAUCAAGAAAUGAACACGUGAAAGCCUUAAUUAACGAUACAAUUUAUGCAAUCAAAAAUCUUUGCCCGAAUACUACAUAUUCAGUAAAAGUUAGAGCUUACAGCACACGUGGUAAAGGUCCAUGGUCAUCUGAAUUUCGAGGAAUGACUCUCAAAAAAUCUGAACAUUCUUCUCCUUAUAUUCUAUGGGGUGCUCAAGAAGGAUUACUUAAAUCUGAUUUUGUUGGAGAAGGUGUUGAACUGCUUGUGCCCAAAAUAAAUCUUAAUAACGCACAUAUAACAGAUAUUUGCUGGUUUGACCAUUCUUUGUUCAUCAACACCAACACUUCUUACGUUUAUUUAUAUAAUAAACUUGAUGGUUUAACGAGGCUACAAAAUAUAACUUUAGCAUCAAGUAUAGCAAUUGAAUGGUUUGCACCUAAACUAUAUUGGUCAAGUCCAACUCAACAAAUGAUCUUCCGCUCAAACAUCGAUGGUAGCCAAGCGGAGCCUGUUCCUAUCCUAACAAUGGCAAAAGCAAUAGCUAUUGAUUCGACAAACGGCUAUCUCUAUUGGGCUACAUCGCAUACAGUUGAGCGUUCUCGUUUAAAUGGAAUGGAUCAUUUUGUUUAUUUAAAAAAUGCACUCUUCUCUGGAAAACAUGUGAUGGGAAUAAGCCUAGAUUUUGACAAGAAAAAUGUUUAUUGGAUGGUCAGAAGUUAUGAGGGAUCCAUAAUGUACCGAGCUUGCAUGGUGGACACCACUAAUCAAUGCAAUCCAACUGAACCAGAAAUACUUGGAUCACUAUCUCUGGAUGGUUUGCAUGGACCAGUUUCAUAUUUUGCCAACAGACUUUUUUAUUUCCACGAAAGUCACAAAUCCUUUGUGAGUGAUGUCAACGGGAAGAAUUUUGCCCAGAUGGAAGGCGUUGGCUUAGAAGGGUUGUCUUCAAUAGAAAUCAUCGAUAAUUCUUUGCAUGCCUACCCAGAAAAUUAUGACAGAACAUCGAUCAAGGUAGUACCCACUUCCGUUAAUGGAGAUUACAUUCAUGUCAACGGAACGCAUGAUUGUUUCAACAUCACGUGGCAGCCAGAUGCUAUUGUGAACUACGGCACAGUCUUGUAUGAAAUAAAGGUAGAUGACGGUGAUGAAGUUUACACAUUGAUUACCAAUGAUACAAUAUUUACUUAUCCAACAAUGAAACGAUUACCACCUUAUAGUCUGCUUACGGUGACAGUUCAAGCUUUUACAUAUUGGGCUUCAUCAAAGUUGACAGUCGCCACAUUAUAUUCGCCUAUGUCAAUUCCGUCCCAGCCGAUUCACCCAAGAGUUUUUAUCACUCACAAAUCCUCUCCUCUGCACGGUGAUCAAGAAAUUGUUGCAGACUUCAGAUGGUCACCCCCAAAAGACGAAAAUGGAAUCAUUAGUUAUUAUCAAAUAAAUUGCUGGAUGGUUGAAGAUGGUGAAAAGAUGACUGCAUGCGAUUCAAACCUCCUCGUAGAUGGGAAAUUUCUUCAAUACCAAAUAAAAGGCUUGCUUCCCAACACAACGUAUUAUUUUCAAGUUGAAGCAAUUACUGAAGCUGGCAUAGGACCGCCAAGUGUAAUAGUGGAAGCUCAAGCUUCAGUUGAAAGGCCCGUACCACAGCUACUUCUUGCUAAGUCUGAUAGUGUAAAAGUAGCUGACUUUGACAUACACGAAGAAAAAUUAUUGUAUGGAAAAGCCACUCAGCCCGCAGCAAUUGCAUACCUUGCUCAAGAGCGAAGAGUAUUCUGGAUGGAACACGAUGCAUUAAGAUCGUCCAUUGACGGAACUAAUGCUUCUCUGAUCAAACAUUUAUCCUCUGAAGGUACAUGCAUGGCCGUUGAUUGGAUCGGAAGACAACUGUUUUGGGCUGAAGUUGACAAAAUGAAAAGAAAUAGUCAAGUGUUUUCUGUUGACCUGAGUUAUGAUAGUUAUCCCAAAAUGCUUUUCAACAGUUCUGCAGUAAUUAGUAGUUUAGAGGUUGAGCCGUUUUCAGGGUCUCUUAUUUGGACUGUGGCUUCUGGAAAUAACUGUAGCGUGAUGAUUUCCGACAUGAAUGGUUCAAACAUUCGCCCAUUUUUUGCCCGCAACUAUGAAUAUCAUGCCACAGCUAACAGAAUAAAAGUCAAGAGAACAGCCGACCUUAAAAAACCAUGCAAUUGCAAUCCAACAUCGUCUGUUGGACAGGCUAUAACGAUAGACAGUGCUAACAUUUCUCAACCAAAUCUCAUUUUCAUAGACGAUUUCUUGAUAUGGUCUUCUGAUAUGGAAGGAUGCUAUUGUGAGCCGAUUUUGAAUGCAACAGAAAAACAAAAUUCCGGUCUUCCACCGACUUCUAUAACAGUAGAUAACUCGCACAUAUAUUGGCUAAAUAAAACUAUAGGCAAGGUAUAUAGAAUCAAGAAAUCGGAGCAACAUCUCGACACUGAAAGGCAUCAAUAUGAUGAACUCAGUCAGAAGAAUAUCAAAACAGAAGAGAUAAGAGGAGUCAGAACUAUUAGAGCGAUUGGUAAUCAUUUGCAGCCUUAUCCUGAUGCAUCCUGUCUUAUCUCUCUGACUUACAAGGAAGCUGCCAGGCUCCUGAAUCGAACCUCUCAUAGUUUGACCCUGUACCUGCCACCAGUUCAUCGCCCUAAGAUAUGUAGCAAAAUAUCCUCGCCUUCAGUUAUGUACACGUUGUUUUAUGGUCCUUCAAGCAAUUCAAGUACAAGAGCUUGUUUCUUCACCAAAAAUAAGAACCUAUGCAAGACUCUGAGCACCUAUGAAAACAUCAUAACAAUUAAAGAUCUGUUGCCAUUUAAUAACUACUCCAUAAGUGUGGCAGUGAGGAACUAUUACAGUGAAAGAUUAUCUGAUCUAAGUCCGAUUGUUACAUAUCGAACUGAUGAAGGAGUUCCAUCUGCUCCUGUGAAUGUAACAGCUAAAGCUAUGACUCCAUUCAAGAUAGAGGUGACCUGGGAACCACCAUUGUUUCCCAAUGGGUAUCCCAUUUCAUACGGCGUGCAAUGGAAAGUGUUUAACUCAACUAAGGAUUCUUUACUGAGCAUCCAACCACUCUGUGGCCUCGAAUCGAAUUCUGAUUUGCGUGCAACUAUAGAAACCUCAGAAGCUGGAAAGGAUCAUUACAUAUCGGUGAGGGCUUACUCUUCCAAUUGCAAAAUGUUUAAUGACAGUGAAGAAGUAGUAGCCACAACUUUUCAAAUGCCAAACAAUUUGACUCUUCUCAAUGCAACUUCAACAACUCUGAACAUUCUAUGGAUUUCACCUGAUGAUGACAGUAUUAGUUAUCACACUUUAGAACUCACACAGAAAGGAAUAUGGAUUGCCCAUUCCAAUGCUGCGUCAACUGAACCUUCAGCAUUCAACAUAUUUGCAAUUGAGAACUUAUCACCAAAAACUAAAUAUGUUUUCCGAUUAAUGUUAAUAUAUAAAGAUAGUGAAGAACCAUUUGUAUGGCCUCAGAAUUUUGUCUCCGAGUUUUCUACAAUCGGCGAUGUACCAAGUGUGCCAGGUAUACCUCUAGUGAAACCCAUAGGGAAGGAAGUGUACCAAGUAACCUGGGACGAAGCCCUCAACAAUGGCUAUUUAGAUAUUACAUAUGAGUUAGAAAUGAAGUCAGAUAAUGAAGAUGCUGGGUGGAUUUUUGUGACCAACAGUUCAAUUAAUCAAUGGAUUGUAAACAAUUUUUCUGGGAAUCAAUAUUACGAGUUCCGAGUCCGCGCUGUGAAUGAAUAUGGUCCUGGAAUGUUUAAUUACUCAGAGAAAUCAUUCUUUCUACCGGAUGCAGGAGCUCUUGUUGACCAAGUUGAAAACUCCUUUGGAAUUAUCAUCGCUGCCAGCAUUGCUACAGUUAUGCUAUUCAUCAUAUUAACUGCACUUUACAUAUUUCACAUGAAGAAGGAGAAGUGCAAGAAGAUACUUCAAGAAGUAACAUCCUCAAAUCAACUUGUUCCAGAUUUAGAAUUAGCGACAUUACAAGACUUGCCCAUACAUCCAAAUUUUAUUCACCAAACGAAUGCACUCUACAAUUUAAAUGACAUGCUGCCAUCAGAUGAGGAAUUCCUAUCCUUGCCUCAAAUCCAUAAAGAUCAAAUAGUUGCAAUGGAAUUUUUAGGAAGUGGAGCUUUUGGAGAAGUUUAUUCUGGCAUUGUCUAUGGCUUAAGUAGUGAAGCACCCAUUUUAAAGAUAGCAAUAAAGACUCUGAAGAAAGGUGCAACUGAACAUGAAAAAGAUGAAUUCAUAAAAGAAGCCAAAUUAAUGAGCAAUUUCAAGCAUGAGCACAUACUCCAGCUUUUAGGCGUUUGUUUUGAUAAUAAUGCCAAUUUUAUAAUUUUGGAAUUGAUGGAAGGAGGUGAUCUUCUCUCCUAUCUUCGAAGUAAUCGACCAAUGAUAGUCCAAAAUAGUAAUUUAACCUUGGAUGACCUUCUUAUAAUUUCAAUAGACGUGGCAAAAGGUUGCAAGUAUUUAGAAGACUUACAUUUUGUUCAUCGUGAUUUAGCUGCCAGGAACUGCCUUGUGUCCAGCUAUGACCGGGAGCACAGAAUCGUGAAAAUUGGAGAUUUCGGACUUGCCCGUGAUAUCUAUAAAAACGAUUACUACAGAAAAGAAGGUGAGGGAUUGCUACCUGUCCGGUGGAUGGCACCAGAAUCUUUGAUUGAUGGCAUAUUUACUAACCAGUCGGAUGUAUGGGCUUUUGGAGUUCUGCUGUGGGAGGUGAUGACUUUGGGACAACAGCCAUAUCCUGCUCAAUCUAACAUGGAAGUUUUAAAUUAUGUCCGUGAAGGAAACCAUUUGGAUAAACCGAAAAAUUGUCCUGAUGACAUGCACGAUAUUAUGGCAAGAUGUUGGAGUUAUAAUGCUGAUGAUCGUCCUACAUUUUGCUACUGCCUUCGUGCGUUGCAAGAAAUACGAAACAAACUCAUUCAGACACCUAGUGUAUUAACAGCUGUUUAUAACUACAAUUACUUCAAUGACACUAAUUUAGGUUUUGACAACUUAGGAUAUAGUGGAAGCGUGUUGAAUACUUCAUCUGUUACAUCUUCCCUGACGGAAAUAUCUUACUUCGCAGCAUCAGGAACGUAUAUUGGACGAGGCAUUGAUGCAGAAAAUGAUCAGAACAAAUUUUUAGAUCAUAACUUAGAUUCUCGUAGUACUCAUAGCUUUCCAGCAACACUUCUUGAUCAUGAGACAAACCCUUCCUCAUUUAGAAGAUCUCUGUCAUGGACGCAUACACCAUUCGAGACUGAAAGAAAUCAAAUGUCUGCGUCCUUUAGAAACCCAUCACAAAUAAGGCGCACCGCCAACAAAUACCUCGAAAUACUGGGCGACAAUGAAGAUGCAGAUGGCUACCAACUCCCACUAACCUUCCAGAAAACGCCACCACCCAAUGAACCACUACCGAUGGCCUUUUACCAAACGCAGUGCAAUCCAACAUAUUCCUCCACUAUCCAGCUCAAAAAUCCUUCAAGCACCCCUGAUGCAGUUGGGGAUUAUGAAAUUCCCAAAGACAUUUCAAAUUCAACUCCAGAUCCACGUGAACUCGUGAAAAAAUAUCCAUCAUUUUGCAAUGAAAUGGACAGGAUUUUGCAUCCUGAUGAUUCCUCAGAUAGAUCGAGCACCCCAUCAUCCAUGUACUCUGAAGACUGUUGUCUAGCUACUUGUGAUAGCUGGUCAGAUUCUACGGCGUCCACUUGCCCUUUGGAGUUGACGCCUGAGUGUCACAGCAGUUAUGAUUCAGUAUCAUUUCCUCCCAUACCCGGUAUAACACUGGAAUCGCAGGACUCAUCUUGUUGUUGAUGUAACUACACUGUUUCAACAUACUGUACUUUGUAUAUUGCCUACUUAACGCAGUAUGAUUUGAUUGUUCCAUUAUUCAACAAGAUUAGUUAUUCAACAAUCGACAAUCGGAUGUCUUGGAGUGGGAGCCUUUUGAAAAAUGCCAUUUUAAUGCCAGUUACUAAUAUAGUUAACAUUGUAAAUUAUUUUUGGAACAUAUCAUAUUACUUGUUUCUAUGGUUCAGAGAUUCAUAUGUGCCCGUACUUUGUUGUAGAAUAACAUGCGAAAUCGUGAUUAACAUUCCAGUCAUUGUGAUUUACUCAAUGAAAUCGACAUCCUUCAAAAAAGUUGUACAUAUUUUAUGGAAAUCUUUAAAUUAGUUAGCAAAAUUAGGAAAUAACAAACCGUUUUUAUAUAAAGUAAUGAGGGCAUAACAAAACUAAGUUCAUUUUUGACAAAAGUAGUCAUUGAAAUUUAAUGACAUUUUGGUCAUAUGCCAUUUUUUAAAAUUAGCACGUAUAAUAAAAUCUGUUAUAUAAGAAAGAAUCAUCUUGCAAUUAUAAAAAGCUUUAACACAGUUUUAGUGCAAUAAAUUAAAAAGGCUAUAAUUAAAAAAAAUAUUUAUUGUAACUUGUAAUUCAUAAAAAGAAAAAAAAUAUUUCGCAUGUGCAUCUAAUGUCAUACAUUUUACAAACAUCAUUUGUUUCAUACUUGUAUAUAGUCACAUUCAUCUGUUUAUCGACCGUUUUUUAAUCCAUUUUUUAACAUCAUAUUUGUAUAUUUUUCAUACCAUGCAGUUUUAUAAAAUUUACUCAUCUGUUGCGACUAUUUACAAAUAUAUUUAUUUAUUAAAAAAAAGGAAUUGCUGCUCAACUUGAAAUGUACCUAACUAAUUUCUGCUAUUUAGAAAUUUAAAUUAAGUUUAAUGUAGUGCGUGCAGGGUGUUCCAAAAUGAUCACUUUUCAUAUGCAUUUAGAAUACUUGUCAAAAAGUAAAGUACUCACAUUAGGCAACGCUAUUUAAUAUUUAAGCAAGGAAGAAUCAAAAGCCCUUCAGAAGUCUGUCUAACCAUUUGUGAGAAACGCGAAAAUAAAAAUAUCAAGACCAGUUUAGUUGCUAUGUGAACCUUAGAGGUGUUUCUAAGAAUUCAUAUUUCAACUGUUCUUUGUUUCCUUCAGCAAUCAAACAAGUUUUGACAUUUUCUGACUCGUUUUCAUUGCAAGUGAUUAUUCAAGUUUGGAUGAUGCUUUUCGCUUAAGUAUUAAAGUGUAAUCCGUAAUGUGUAUACUUUUUUUACUUCCUUUUUGGUAAGUAUUCCAAAAAUAAGGACGAUUAUUGCAGAACACCAUGCAAAGAUUUUAAUUGCUAUUUGCCUCAAAAAAGUCCUGAAAGUUCUUAUGAAAUUAAAAUUAAUUAUUUAAAGCUAUUAGAAAUUAGAAUAUUGUAUGCGAAGACCUCCAAGUUAAUUAGCUUAACGUGGUCUUACAGUCAAAAUCUAACUUGAGUAGUUUAAACUAACUUUAUGUGGUCUGAAAAUAAUCUGUUGUAUUAAGACAUCCUGAUGCAUUGUUAUGAAACUUAUCCUGAUGAAUUGUUGUAUAUUUUGAAAGUUGUUUUCAUCAAUACUUCAUUAAGUCACAUUGCAUUUACUUCAUGAACUUUGUAUAUUUGUAUUAUUUGAAUAUUUUUACAUUUGGAUGAGCUUUGAUAGUCAGUAAUGUCUAUUCUUCGAGAUUUCUUUUCUCAGCAUUAUUGAGGAAAUGUCAUAAAUUUCUAAAAAUUCUAUAAAGGACUUUUGGAUGAGCUUUGAUAGUCAGUAAUGUCUAUUCUUCGAGAUUUCUUUUCUGAGCAAUUAUUGAGGAAAUGUUAUAAAUUUCUAAAAAUUCUAUAAAGGACUUUUGGAUGAGCUUUGAUAGUCAGUAUUGUCUAUACUUCGAGAUUUCUUUUCUGAGCAAUUAUUGAGAAAAUGUCAUAAAUUUCUAAAAAUUCUAUAAAGGACUUUUGGAUGAGCUUUGAUAGUCAGUAAUGUCGAUUCUUUGAGAUCUCCUUUUAGAGCAAUUAUUGAGGAAAUGUAAUAAAUUUCUAAAAAUUGUAUAAAGGACUUUAUGGCAAAAAGUGUUGUUAUUAUAAAAGCUUUAUUAGUCUAAAUAAAAAGUACCUUCAUUUAAAAUAAUGAAAACUUUUAAAUAUUUCUUAAUUUUUAUCUUUAAAUCUCCCAUAUUCAUUUAGGAUUAAACCUGAUAAUGGGAUCAAUCAGAAAAUUAAACUUUUAACAAUGGUUUAAUAACCACUGUUAAUGUUAUUUUAUAGUAAUAAAUCUGAUGGAAUUGUUUCAUCAUUAUAUGUGAGACGCUUGUUUUCAAAAUUAAAAACAAAUGUUUUUAAUUUAUAAUUUCUUCAAAAAUCAAUAAAACUGUAAUUUUAGUCUUGGAGCAAUAUUUGUGCAUUGUUUCUUGGUAUAUGAAAAGCAAACUUCGUUGCAAAUUUUAGAUUAAAAUUGUGAUUGAUAUUGUUUGUAACUGUUGCUCUUGUUGAAAAUCAAAUCUAACUGGAAAUUGUAAAAAAGUUAUUUUUGUUAUAUAUAUUUUAUACUAAAACAUACAUUUUAACAAAAAUUGUUUUGUAAAUAAAUUAGUAUCUUUUAA
This is a messenger RNA of Parasteatoda tepidariorum (common house spider), 11187 nucleotides long. The record is from RefSeq and is a predicted model, not a curated record. Lineage: Eukaryota; Metazoa; Arthropoda; Arachnida; Araneae; Theridiidae.